Molecule: messenger RNA, 864 nt
Organism: Brassica napus (rape)
Lineage: Eukaryota; Viridiplantae; Streptophyta; Magnoliopsida; Brassicales; Brassicaceae
Product: 50S ribosomal protein L24, chloroplastic
Exons: 4
Coding region: 138-737 (199 amino acids)
Biological process (GO): translation
Cellular component (GO): mitochondrion; ribosome
Molecular function (GO): RNA binding; structural constituent of ribosome
Source: RefSeq, a predicted model, not a curated record
AUUCGAAAACGCUGUCGUUCGGAGUCCAGCGAUAAUCGUUAUCCACGUUUUAUCGCCUUCUCGAACGGAUAGGAGGAAGAAGAAUCAAGAAGUGUUAGGCUACUUCGCAGGCAGAGAGCGAGAACAAAGUUGAAAAAAUGGCGACCAUGUCUGCUCUUCAGAGCUCCUUUACAUCUCUUUCUAUAUCCUCAAAUUCCUCCUUCCUCGGCCAGCGUCUCCUUUCCCCGAUUCCCCUCUCCGUCGCUUCUCCGGUCAAACUCGCUGAGAACCACCCAUGUCUUGUCUUUGCAAAGCUUAAGCGUUGGGAAAGGAAGAAAUGCAAACCAAACAGUCUUCCCAUUCUGCACAAGAUGCACGUCAAGUUUGGAGAUACGGUCAAAGUGAUUUCUGGACGAGACAAGGGUAAGAUUGGAGAAGUCACUAAGAUCUUUACCCACAACAGCACCAUCGUCAUCAAAGAUGUUAACCUCAAGACCAAACACAUGAAGAGCCGUGAAGAGGGUGAGCCUGGCCAAAUUCUCAAGAUCGAAGCACCGAUCCACAGCUCAAAUGUGAUGCUGUAUUCGAAAGAAAAGGAGGUGGUAAGCCGGGUGGGUCACAAGGUCCUUGAAGAUGGACAGAAGGUAAGAUAUCUUAUCAAAACUGGGGAACUUAUCGACACCAUUGAGAAGUGGAAGCAACUUAAGGAGGCUAAGGAUAAAGAAACCACUCAAGUUGCAGCUGCCUCCGCAUCUUAACAUCUCCACUUUUUGAUAUAUUUGUCUCAUGAAUGUAUUAAGCUGCUUCCUUAAGUAAAGCUUAGAACGGUCGGUCUGUGCUUUAUUCUAAAGAUACAUUAUUUUUACAGAGUAUUUUCUAAAACUA